Lemur catta (Ring-tailed lemur) is the source of this 2282-nucleotide messenger RNA. It is a transcript of the gene ST8SIA5, whose product is annotated as ST8 alpha-N-acetyl-neuraminide alpha-2,8-sialyltransferase 5. Bases 308 to 1546 code for a protein of 412 amino acids. Gene Ontology annotation, biological process: N-glycan processing; oligosaccharide metabolic process. The transcript is spliced from 8 exons. The record is from RefSeq and is a predicted model, not a curated record. NCBI's taxonomy places the organism in Eukaryota, Metazoa, Chordata, Mammalia, Primates, Lemuridae. Gene Ontology annotation, molecular function: alpha-N-acetylneuraminate alpha-2,8-sialyltransferase activity.
GAAAUCGGCGGUUGCCGGGCAUGGGCGCCCAGAGGUAAAGGCGUCCGGAGGGAAGGCCCGGGGCCGCGGCAGAGCUCUGUGCGGCCAGCCCGGUCCUGCUCGCCGGCCCCAGCGCCUGCGACGCUCAGAUGCCUCCAGCUCCGGUCACUCCGGCCGCACCAGCCGGAAACUUUGCCCCGCAAAGUCCCCCGCCUGCCUGACCGCGCCGCGCGGCGCCUAGUCGGCCGCGUGCCCUCCGGGGCCCCGAACUCCGCGCGUGAUUGCCGGGCUGCCCCGUUCCACGCGCCCGCGGCGCCCCGCCGCCAGGAUGCGCUAUGCGGACCCCUCGGCCAAUCGCGAUUUGUUGGGGAACCGAACUUUGCUCUUCAUCUUCAUCUGCGCCUUCGCCUUGGUGACCUUGCUGCAACAGAUCCUCUAUGGCAGGAACUACAUCAAGAGAGGCCUCCAGUUUGGUUGGCAGAGUGGUGACCAGCUGGCCAAUUGGACGGGGCUCUUUAAUGUCACGGACGACCCAGCAGUGCAGAGCGGCAGUGACUCCAGCUCCAGGUACUUUGACUUUUACGAGGGGCCUUUUGAAUACAACUCCACAAGAUGCCUGGAGCUGAGGCACGAAAUCCUGGAAGUGAAGGUGCUGUCCAUGGUGAAGCAGUCGGAGCUGUUCGACAGGUGGAAGAGCCUCCAGAUGUGCAAAUGGGCGAUGAACAUCUCCGAGGCCAACCAGUUCAAGUCCACUCUGUCCAGGUGCUGCAACGCCCCCGCCUUUCUCUUCACCACCCAGAAGAACACUCCCCUGGGGACGAAGCUCAAGUAUGAGGUGGACACGAGUGGCAUCUACCACAUCAACCAGGAGAUCUUCCGCAUGUUUCCCAAGGACAUGCCCUACUACCGAUCACAGUUUAAGAAGUGUGCGGUGGUGGGCAACGGAGGCAUCCUAAAGAACAGCCGCUGCGGGAGGGAGAUCAACAGCGCCGAUUUUGUCUUCCGGUGCAACCUGCCCCCCAUCUCAGAGAAGUACACUGUGGAUGUGGGGGUGAAGACGGACGUGGUCACCGUGAACCCCAGCAUCAUCACUGAGAGGUUCCACAAGCUGGAGAAGUGGCGGCGGCCCUUCUACCGCGUGCUGCAGGUGUACGAGAACGCGUCCGUGCUGCUGCCCGCCUUCUACAACACGCGCAACACCGACGUGUCCAUCCGCGUCAAGUACGUGCUGGACGACUUCGAGUCGCCGCAGGCCGUCUACUACUUCCACCCGCAGUACCUGGUCAACGUGUCGCGCUACUGGCUCAGCCUGGGCGUGCGCGCCAAGCGCAUCAGCACCGGCCUCAUCCUGGCCACCGCAGCGCUCGAGCUCUGCGAGGAGGUGCACCUGUUCGGCUUCUGGGCCUUCCCCAUGAACCCCUCGGGCCUCUACAUCACCCACCACUACUACGACAACGUCAAGCCGCGCCCCGGCUUCCACGCCAUGCCCUCCGAGAUCUUCACCUUCCUGCACCUGCACAGCCGCGGCAUCCUCCGUGUGCACACGGGCACCUGCAGCUGCUGCUGAUGCCCGCCAGGCUGCUGGGCAAACUGGGUGCCCCGAGCCGGGCAGUGUGGGGGCCUGGCAUUAGGGCUGUCACCCCUCAGUAGUUCAGCUUUGUGCUUGGGUCCUGGGGUGGGGAGGCAGGGACAGGGGCCUGGGCAGAGGCAGCUCUGUACUCAGCCUCCGAGACCUGGCCUCCACGCUGUGCCUCCACCUUCCCAGAGCUAGCAUGCUGCGGGGCCACACCCCAAGAUCGGGGCCCUGGGGACUGCAAGUGAAUAAAGCACAUUUCCACCCAAUUUUGUCAUCGGAGAGAGCACAAACUGUAGGCCCUCGUUGCAGCUAAAGGAAGCCCUCCAGAGAAUGGAACAGAGGGAGGACACAGGACAUGUGACAGGACACUUGAGCACAAUCAAGAUUUCAUUCAGACUUUUGGGAUCCUGAGUUUUAUAUAAAAGACUUAGCUAUGAAUUGCUAUCUAGAAUCUCAGAGGUUAGAGGCCAACCCUUCGGCCAGAACUUCCAGUGAAGAAGGAAGGUCUCAGAGGUCCAGGGACUUAACAGACAAGCCACACCACCCGACGUAUUUGUCAAGUGACACUGAGAGAUCCAACGCAAGGCUUAUGUUAGGAUCUCUUCUGAGGACCCCACAACCUUUCAAACACAUCCUCAGACACUCACCCACAGUCUUGGUGCCUCCAGGUUCAAUCCUGCAUUUGAUCUUUCGAUGAGAAGGAAAUAAACUAGACCAGCCAUUUGCA